GCGGGCCUCUAAGAAUAAAAUAACCCAAUUUUUUAAAAUAAAAAAUUUUAAUUUUCCAAAAUAAUAGUAAUCAAAUACAUACAUCAAACCAAAUAAUAUUGUAAUAAUAUAAAAGAACGAAAAAAGUUUUGCAUAAGAUAAAUGAAUGAGUUUUGUGUCAAGUGAGAAAAGAAACAAAUUUUAAAGUGUUAAAAAUGAUAAUAAACAAAGAUACAACAAUAACAGGCCAACGAGUUAUUUUAAUCCCUUAUAAGAAAGAUCACGUAUUAAAAUACCAUGAGUGGAUGAAAUCAGAAUCACUGCAGCAGUUAACUGCAUCCGAACCCUUAACUUUGGAGCAAGAAUAUGAAAUGCAAAAAUCAUGGCUCAUGGAUGAAAACAAGUUAACUUUCAUCAUUUUGGACAAAGAAAAAUUUGCAGAAACUAACAAUGAGAUAGAAUCUAUGAUCGGCGAUACAAACUUAUUCUUUGGGAAUGCAGACGAUAGACUUUGUGCAGAAGCAGAAAUUAUGAUAGCAGAAGAAUGGGCUAGAAGAAGAAAGUGUGGCUGGGAAGCCAUGUUACUUAUGAUGCUAUAUGGAAUAGAUAAUUUAGGUGUAAAACAGUAUAUUGUAAAAAUUUCAUACUUGAAUCCCAUAAGUAUGAAAAUGUUUGAAAAUAUGGGCUUUGUUGAAGUAAGCAGAUGUGAUAUUUUUCAAGAAAUAACUCUGAGUAAAUUAGUCGAUCAAAUGUGGAUAACUUGGAUAAGGAUGACUUUAGGAGAUUUUAAAGUAGCAAAUAUGUCCUAAUAAUGAAAUAAACGAAUAAUUUAGUCCACUCCAUCAAUUUUUUACAUUUAUUACACCUUUCGAAUAUAAUCUUUGAUAAUUGUUAUAUACAGAGGUUUAUUUUUUUUAAAGUUAUAGGAUUUAUUUUUCUAAUAUACACAGAGAUAAGAAAUGUAUUUUUAUUUACAUUUAAAGACUAUCAAACACACAUUUUUCAUUGUUUGAUAAAAAAAACUAUUAAAUUAAUAAAUGCAAUUAUAAAGGUUAAACCAUAAGUUAACUUUGUUUAAAUUUAAAAAUUAAACUAUUUUCUUUGUUCUAAAAAUUUUCUUUUUCCUUCUUCUAUCACUUCCUGGUUUACACCGGUUUUUACAAAUAUUGAAGUUACUCCUAUUUCACUAAUAUCUCGUAUAUUACGUUGUUCAUCAUCAAAAAAUAUCAUUUGGUUGAAGCUAACUCCAGAUUGAUUUUUAAUCCUG
Molecule: messenger RNA, 1246 nt
Organism: Psylliodes chrysocephalus
Lineage: Eukaryota; Metazoa; Arthropoda; Insecta; Coleoptera; Chrysomelidae
Source: the annotation of a GenBank genome assembly